AUGACUGACUCACGAUUUUUCAGGGAAAAGUAUUAUAGGCUUCGGGAAAAGUUUGACAACCUCAACAAGCAACGAGAUGAAUUGAAACACAGCUUAGACCUUACAAAACACAAAAUGCGUAAGCUAAAGGAAGAAAACAAUCACCUCCUUGAUCUAAUGAUGGAUAUGAAUCCCACACUCGCCGAUGAUUUAUCAAAUAGCUCUUCUUCCGAGGAAGGUGUGCUAUCUGAUGUAACCAGCGAUGAGGAUGAAUCUAAUCCUAAGGCUACGGGUAGCCGAUAUGGCUCACGGAAUUCAGCAAAACGCAAAGCUGACGAAGCUCUAAAUGCCGAAGAUCCAUUGCCCAAAAAGCGUAAAGCAAGAACGCCAACUGCACCAAGCUUGAAAAAAAAACGAGAUGAUCGUACUGACGCUAAACGAGUUGAGCCUUUACCCAUGAAUUUAGACGGAACUCUUAAAUUGCCUGUCACUAUCGGCAAAGGAACCAACGAAGUGACUAUAUUUAGAAUUGGUCACAUCGUUUGGGAUCGUGAAGCGUAUCAUACAAAUCGUUAUAUCUUCCCCGUUGGUUUUAUGAGUAAAAAACAAUACUUAAGUGCUGUGGAUGUGACAAGAAGAACAACAUACACCAGUGAAAUUUUGGAUGGAGGCGAUAAUCCCAUUUUUCAGGUAAUUGCUGAAGAUCAACCAGGUAGAAAAUUUGUGGCUAGUUCAUCAAGUGGUGUAUGGAAAAAGAUUUUGGACGAAAUUAAUGUUCAGGGUGUUCCAUCAAAAACUCAUGCCAGUGGACCUGAAAUGUUAGGAUUGAGCCAUUUGGGAAUUACUAAAUAUAUCCAGGAACUUCCCGGCGCUGAGAAGUGCACAAAAUACGUGAUGCAACGCUGGCUCGAUGAUGAUGCUCCAUCCAGAUUUCACCCAAAGGCCCUAAUUAAACAAGAAAGUCCCGACGAUGAUGAUGAUGAGUCUGUAAUGACCAAUAUGACCAAUGGAAAUGAUUAUGGUAGCAUGGACGGAAGUGAAGCACAAAUAAAGCAAGAAAGCAUUGUCUCAUAA
Ambispora leptoticha is the source of this 1053-nucleotide messenger RNA. Lineage: Eukaryota; Fungi; Glomeromycota; Glomeromycetes; Archaeosporales; Ambisporaceae. The record is from the annotation of a GenBank genome assembly.